ACAUGAAAUUUUAUUGUAAUAUAUCAUAACUUCGUCAUAUUACCGAACACCAACACCGAUUGUGUGUUUUUUUUUUUCUAGCAUAGUUAGCGGUGACAUUGAAUUGAAUCUCCAAGUUGAGCUCACUAUGGGACGUGAAACAGUCAAAAUGGGGAAGUUUUGUUGAGAAUCACGGUGAGAUGGGGCCAUGAAAUUCAAUUUCCUAACUCGUUUAUCGCGCGGAAUAUCAUAAAGAAAUUGCUGAUUAUCAAUUCGAUGCUUCAAUCUUCACAUAUAUAUGUAUAUGUUAAUAUAUAUAUAUUAUAUAUAUAUAUUCUUCAAAUCCCCAUUUCUCUCGUACUUUCAAGCUUCAACAAUAAUCAAGAAAACCAGAGAAACCCACGAAGAGUGAGAGACCAAGAAAGUGACUGAUCGUGUUUGUGUUGCGAGAUUCUUCUCUUUGCCUCUCUUUCCCGCUUGUUCGUCUCUUUCCCAGAACUUGAAAAAGUUCCCAUUUUCACUAAUUAACGCCUGAGACUGGAGCUCGAUAAGAAAAGGAUCAUUUAUGGAAGCCGACGCAGGAAGAGGUUUGGGAUGCCAGAAGACUAUGGAUGGGAGGGCGAGUAAUGGGAUUCUUACAAAGAAGGAGAUUCCUUCUUGUUGCUUAAAGGCUAGGGCUUCAGUCCCUGAGCUUGAGGCCAAGUGCCAUUCCACUGUUGUUUCUGGGUGGUUUUCAGAACCUCAGUUUGCUUAUGAUGACGGAAAGAAAAGGGUCUAUUUCAACAAUCCGAUGUGGCCUGGAGAAGCACACUCCCUCCAAGUAGAGUCUAUAUUAUUUAAAGGGAAGUCAGAGUUCCAAGAAGUGGUCGUUUUUGAGUCCACUACAUAUGGGAAAGUGCUUGUUCUAGAUGGUAUUGUCCAGUUAACUGAGAAAGAUGAGUGUGCCUACCAGGAGAUGAUUACUCAUCUGCCCCUCUGUUCAAUUCCAUCUCCCAAAACGGUUCUUGUUGUUGGUGGUGGUGAUGGUGGAGUUCUGAGUGAAAUCUCUCGUCACAACUCUAUAGAGCAUAUAGACAUAUGUGAGAUAGAUCAGAUGGUCAUAGAUGUAUCUAAGGAGUUUUUUCCUGAUUUAGCUAUAGGAUUCGAGGAUCCCCGCGUCCACCUUCACGUUGGUGAUGCUGUUGAAUUUCUACGGCGUGCACCAAGAGGGAAAUAUGAUGCAAUCAUCGUUGAUUCCUCAGAUCCUGUUGGGCCUGCUCAGGAGCUAGUUGAGAAGCCAUUCUUUGAGACGCUAGCAAAAGCAUUGAAGCCUGGUGGUGUCCUCUGUAACAUGGCAGAAAGUAUGUGGCUACAUACACAUCUUAUUGAUGAUAUGAUCUCUAUAUGCCGUGAAGUUUUCAAAGGAUCCAUUCAUUAUGCAUGGGCGAGUGUUCCAACUUAUCCAAGUGGUGUGAUAGGUUUUUUGCUAUGCUCAACCGAAGGGCCACCUGUUGACUUUAAAAAUCCUAUUAAUCCCAUUGAGAAGUUAGAAGGUGCAGUGAAGCAUAAAAAAGAUCUCAAGUUCUACAAUUCAGAGAUGCACUCGGCUGCUUUUGCCUUGCCAUCAUUUCUGAGGAAGGAGGUGAAGGCACUUGUUGAUUCUCCGAACCCAUCACAAAACUGAUUCCCCCAUAUGAGGCAACGCCCAGGUCCAAGCCAUUUUUCUGUUUGGUUUUCACAGGUAGGGAAGAUGAUCUGAUUUGAUGGAGUGGAUCCAGAUAAUAUUUAUGGUAUUUUGGAGUGUAGAGGAAGCCAUAAGCUCUAUUUUUCUGGCAUUUUCAUAACUUACCAUGGUAGUAGUUGUAUCUCCUGUGAGGAUGAAACUUUGAUGUCAUUCCAUUGCUGAGUUUCUUUAUGUAGAUGACUGAUUUGAAGCAAUCCUCUCUAAAUAGAAUCCCUGCCUUUGUUCUUAUCAUUCUUCCGUGUGUGGAUGAUGUUGUGGAACUCUCCAGCUGAGAUUCAAAGCUAUAACAUGAAUUUGUGUCUGUAUUCUUUGCA
Messenger RNA from Cucumis sativus (cucumber), 2016 nucleotides. RefSeq names its product spermine synthase. The record is from RefSeq and is a predicted model, not a curated record. The transcript is spliced from 11 exons. NCBI's taxonomy places the organism in Eukaryota, Viridiplantae, Streptophyta, Magnoliopsida, Cucurbitales, Cucurbitaceae. The coding region runs from base 545 to 1642 and encodes 365 amino acids. Gene Ontology annotation, cellular component: cytosol. Gene Ontology annotation, biological process: spermidine biosynthetic process. Gene Ontology annotation, molecular function: spermidine synthase activity.